UCGGAAAGUGAGGUUAUGUGAAGUAUUUGUUUUGUCUGUGAAUUUGUUUUGAAUUUCCAGAUUAAUAAACAAUUCAUUCAAUUGCUUUGUAAAAAUAAACAUCCCUUAAUGUGUUUCAAGUGUUUCUCAUAUUUCAGUACUCAAAAGUGAGCGGAUUUUUAGAUUUAAAAUAUUUCUAAACAUGGAUCUUCCAAUUUUCCAUGCUUGAUCUUGAUAGGUAGUAGGUAUGUCUGUGAAUAUCACGGGUUGUACACCCCCAUUUACUCCCCCACAGUCACAAAAUGAAGAAGAUUUUCCGUUUGACAGUUUUGAUUUCAACGAAGCAAUUAUUAAUGCAGAAGCUAAGAUAAUAAUUGAGGAUAAGAUACGUAAAUAUUGCAGUUUUCGUUGGUUUAACUGCUUGGGUGAUACCAGACUAGAUGCUUCAUCGAACGAAGAUAGUUUUUUAUCUAAAGGAGAAGAAGAUUUUCUCGAAGAUGAAUUUUCUGAAAUUGCAACAAGCUUUGAAGAUCAUGAAAUGGAAAAAAUUGAACUCUUUGGUCUCACUCUGGAUAAAGGGGCUUCGCUCUUGUUAGACAAGGAUGUACUGUAUAAAAAGUCUUUGUGUAAUCUGAUGGCUGUUCUAUAUGAACUUUCCACCUCAACUCCACAUCCCCAACCUCUAGACGCAUGCGAGACCAGGAAACAACUCAUCCAUUUCUUCCUCCAUAUUCGAUCCUACAUCCUGCAUUUGGUUUCAUCUCAAACCGACGAAACCGAUCUAAUUCUGAAAAACAUUACUCGCAAACUGAGUCAAAUACUUCAACGAAUUCAACGUGUUUUACGGAAAUUUGUCGAUGUACAAAAAUUUACAAUUUUCCAAACUUCGCAUCACUGGUUUCAUUGCAAUUGGGAACUAAGGUGGCUGCACGUGACCACACUGUUUGUUUUGUAUAAAUCGAAUGAAAUUGUGAAAAAGAGAGGGGGAAAUACUGCCGAUCCCCUUCAAUACCAAGGGGAAAUAGGUGAUAUAAACAUUACUACGAUACUAAACUCUAUGGAGUUAUUAGUUUCAGAUCUUGUACAAUUAUCAGUGAUGAGAUUUGAAAAACUUGGAGCCAAAAGCGUGAGUAAAUACUCGGCGUUUCAGUGUAGUUGCAUUGAAGAACUAUGGAUUUCAGUGAAAACUCUGCUAAGUAGCUUGGAAAAAUUAAGCUGUGAUAUUAGUGACGAUAACAAUGAAUCUCAAUACUCGUUUUGGAGAAUUGUUAGUAGUGCUUUAGCUAGAAUCUGUGAUAAGACAAAUCCGUCUGCGAAUGUGAUAAAAACGGUUUCAGUUUUUGAAACUGAUUUGGCAGACAUUUUUUACGAUUGCAGCUCGCCGAAUUUGUUCAAACUAUGGUUCGUGAAAAGUGUUGCAACGGGGUUCAGUGAUAGAAAUCGAGAAUUGUCGGGCAAUUAUGUGAUUUUGGAAAAGAUUUUGAAAGAUGAGUUGAAAGAUGAAUGUUGUGAGACGAAUUUGAGACUGUUAGUAAGUUUAUUACAUGUUUUGGUUGUUGAAGUGUGGCAACCUCGCAAUGACGCGAUUCUUGUUUUAUGGGAAUAUUUUCAGAAAAGAUUGAGUAGAUCCUUCUAUGUGACGGGGGAAACUCUGGGAAACAUGAGUGUCAUUCCGAAAACAUCCGACAAAUUUCUAGCACAAAUCAGUGGGAGAUUAGAUGAUCGAGAUGAAAAAUUUAACAGUUUUCAUUUGUUUUUACGACUUCUAGGUCAUCAUUUGAGAAGAACUUGUGGAGAGAAAAGGUUUUGGAACCAACUCAAGGGCAGAAUUUAUUCGAAAUUUCCUGCCUCAAAAAUGAUCGCACUCACAGAGCUGGGUGUCUACAAUUUUGUCUCACUAUUCCUCACAAUUGCUGUAGUAAAAUUGGAUGAAGUCGGGGAAAUUUGUAAAAAUCUUCAAGAUUUUCUUGAUCUCACCAAUAAAAAAGACUCAUCUAUUCGUAGUCUAGUGUUUUUGACACAUGUUACAAUACUGGAUAUGUUAGCUAGAAACGGGAUUGAAUUCUCAAUGUGUGCAGCAAAUUUUGUUAAGUUCUUGAAGAGUUUGGAUCUACGUUCUCCCGAAAAUAUUCGUCUAACUAGUUGUGGGAUAGACAGUUUACGAACGGUAUUUGUGUCUGACAAAAUUGACCUAGGUCUCCCAAAAAUUGUAGAUGAUUGGGUGUGCGACUACCUGCUCUUCACCUCAAAUUCAACCGAUACCGCAAAAUUGACACUCUACAUCGAUAGUUUAUUGGUUGAAAUGAAAUCCAUACGCAUCUACAGUCCCCAACAUGUUGAAACGUUUGAAGUGUUGUGGACACAAAUCAAAAAACUCAUCACAAACCCCAAAUUUAAUCCGAAAAACUCAGAGUUUCUUGGUAGUUUGUGCGCGAACUUGGCGAUUGUUUCGACAAAAAUCUACAGAUCGGCAACAAUGUUGCGAGAGGUCUCCAACCUUGUCGCCAACAGUAAAACGUUGCCUGUUGGAACAUUGAGCGAGUUUUUGAACACACUAAUUGGGUACAAACCGCUACCUAUGGCGCUCAGGGACCACGAUGUUUUCAUUUUGAAACUUUGGAUACGGUAUGAGGUUUUAAGUGGAUCGUCGUCGACAAGUAACAAAAUUCUAAACUAUGUAACCUCUCUUUCGGAGUGUCAAAAUCUGAACCUGAACCUAGACCCCCAGGAACCUCUAAUAUCCUUCUGUAAAUCCUUACAUCAACGAUACUUAUCAAUUAUCGAUACAGACGAGAAGAAAAGUAUGUUUGAAAAAACAACGAGAUAUUUUGGAAAUUUGAAAGAAUGGAUAGACCCUGUUGUAAAAACAGCAGAUGAUGUGAGUUUAUUGAAAAGAGUGUACUUCACAGUGGGGAGCAUUGUGGAUACGGCAGGAGUUUUCUUGUACGACAAAGGAGCUCAGUUCGGGAGUAUACUCCAAGGAGUUAUGGAUCUGCUUUUAUUGACUCCGCCCUCACGGAGACCUGGAUUUAAGUUACAAACUAACUUACAGUCAGCUGUUAGUGAAUCGUUCUACUUGUUUGUGGAAGGAUUGGUGAAAAUACGAAAAGAUGGUGACCAAAUAUUCUCGAAAAUGAUCCAGGAUUUGAUAAUUAUCUACCUGCCACAAUGUGUUCAUCUCAACGAUUCCAGAAAAUUUUCAUUGGUCAAAAGUUUUCGGCCGUCUCUGGGAGACAAGAGAGAAAUUGUGAUGAAAACUAUUCUGGAAACCAUAAGGAUCCAUUUUAUAAAACCGAGAGCUAGAGUACCGUCGCAGGAGUGCCGUCAGAUGAUCAAACGUCCAUGUCUACCGGCGGGAUUCGAAUCCACGACCAGUGAGGAGGUGAUGCAGAUGCUAAGUGAGUUAUGCCGAGUCCACCUGGCUUUCUCGGCCCGCCAGGUGUUUGGACUGUUCCAGGUUCUAGCUGCCUCGUCAGCUGCAGACCUUGUCUACAGGUUUAUGCCCAACCUCACGAAGGCCAUCUCCCAAGUGGAAGCCCAGCGGGGCUCAGGGUAUGACAGGGCCCUUAGAGGCGAGUUGGCCAAUCUAGCAAAAGCUAUCAACUACAAGUACUAGGUUGCUUAUGCUAAAUACUUUCAUAGUAGGUAUUUUUCGAAACAGAGCACAAUAUAAAAAUACAUUUAUUUAUUAUUGACAUUACUAGUACUCUUUCCAUACUUUUCUACAUAAACUCGACUAGUUUCGAGCACUCAGUGCCGGUUGCACAAAAGCCGCUUAAAUUUUAACCGUGUUUAAUUUCGCGAGAACCAAUCAGAGAAGCCUCCUUAUCAGAAAGGCCUUCUCUGAUUGGUUCUUGUAAAAUUAAUCACGGUUAAAAUUUAACCGGCUUUUGUGCAACCCGGCCUAAGAGUCAAAAUGACAUUGAAGUGUCAAGUUCAUGUGUCAAAUUUCAAGUGUAAAAUAAAUUCAAAAUGGCAUCAGUGCUCGGAACAAGUCGUUUUUAUGUAAAAAAAGGUACUACUAAUUUCUAUAAUAAUUGAACAAUUCAAAUAGCCCUAUCAAAAUACUUUAUUUUUAAAAUACCUAAUUGUAAAUAUUCAAUUUUCUCCAAAGGACUACUAAAAUACGAGGAAACACAAUAAAAAUUAUGAAGUAUCUUUUUUUUUAAACCAAAUCACGACUGAUAAAUAAUUGUUUAUGAUUUGAUAGAAUAAAAAAUGGUAAUUGAUAACUUUUAUUGGCCCUUAUUCGACUAAAAUCUCAUACCAAUUACUAAAAAGCACAUUGUAAAUUCAUCAGUAAUAUAUCUAUGUUUAUGAUAACCUAUUAAAAAUGAACGUUUAUGUUUUUUUAAAUAAUUAACCUGUUAAAAAUAAACGUUUUAAUAUUUUUGAAUAAUUGUAGAUUAAUGAUAGGAUAUAAUAACGUGUUAGUAAAUAGGAUGCCAAGCCCAUUACUGUAUUUUAAUUAGCAGACUGUAGACUGUGAUUCCGUCAAAGUGGAUUUUGAGGAGGUGAAUUUUUGAAUCUUCAUAAGAAGUGAUCCAACCUUUGAAGGAUCAAAAUCGCCUAAUGAAUAGAGAAUUUCAAAUUACUGAAAUUAGCUUUCAAAUCGGUGUACAUAAAUAUUCCACACUAGAUAUCAUAAAUGUAUUAUUCUAUCUUUAUUAUUGAUGGACCAAAAUGUUUAUGUACUAAGUAGCCUAUGCUUAUCAAACAUCACAACAUGUGUUCAUGGCCAAUGCCUUCAAGAAAUGGACUUUGAGAUAAUUAAAAAUUUUAACUGAAAUAAUUUAACAAAUUAUGAACGCUUGAUGAAGUUUGUUUGAAUUGUAUUUAAAAUUAUUGAAUAUGUAAGAUUUAAUUGUUAACCUUAUGAAUUUAUUGUUGAAUGGAUAACUCUUUGUAAAUGAAACUAAAUGUGCUCAAUCAAGUUCUUUAAAAAACAAUUAUGUGAUUGAGAAGUUUUCUGUUUGAAUAUGAAAGUAUGUGUUAAUAAAUUAGUAAGAAAUAAGAACUUACAUGGUAAAUCAAAACAACGAGAUUCUAGUUUUAAUUGCUAUUGAUUGAUUUUCAACUAUAUAAUUAGUUGAAAACUAUCAACAUAUAACUAACUAGUUUUGAUAAUAAAAACAGAUUGAUUAUAAUUCACUG
This is a messenger RNA of Nilaparvata lugens (brown planthopper), 5133 nucleotides long. Its product is annotated as protein MMS22-like. Gene Ontology annotation, cellular component: nuclear replication fork. The record is from RefSeq and is a predicted model, not a curated record. Gene Ontology annotation, biological process: replication fork processing; double-strand break repair via homologous recombination. Bases 227 to 3595 code for a protein of 1122 amino acids. The transcript has 6 exons. NCBI's taxonomy places the organism in Eukaryota, Metazoa, Arthropoda, Insecta, Hemiptera, Delphacidae.